Dermacentor silvarum is the source of this 4680-nucleotide messenger RNA. Its product is annotated as macoilin-like. The transcript is spliced from 12 exons. The record is from RefSeq and is a predicted model, not a curated record. Gene Ontology annotation, biological process: neuronal signal transduction. Gene Ontology annotation, cellular component: rough endoplasmic reticulum membrane. Lineage: Eukaryota; Metazoa; Arthropoda; Arachnida; Ixodida; Ixodidae. The coding region runs from base 116 to 2173 and encodes 685 amino acids.
CAAACAAAACAAAUAAAAUAUACUGAAACGGUGUGGUGCAUCUGCUGUUUUCGUAUAUAUUUGUGUGUAGCCGCGAGGAUAUCGAAAUAGCCUAACUGUGCUGGUAUACGGAAAUAUGAAGAGACGGAAUGCCGAGUGCGGGAAAAUCAGACGACCCGGCAAGCGAGCAAAAAUAACUGAAGGCAUUUACGGCAGCACGUUUGUGUACAUCAAGUUCCUCCUUCUGUGGGCACUGCUGCUGCUGGCCGACUUCAUCCUGGAGCUGCGCUUUGAGUUCCUCUGGCCCUUCUGGCUGCUCCUGCGCAGCGUGUAUGAUUCGUUCAAGUACCAGGGACUGGCCUUCUCGGUGUUCUUUGUGUUCAUCGCCCUCACGUCAGACAUGAUCUGCUUCCUGUUCCUGCCCGUCCACGUCCUUUUCUUUGUGGCCAGCACGUAUGUGUGGGGGCAGUACGUCUGGCACACAGGUAUGGCUGAACGGGGAAUCUGUCUUCCGACCCUGUCGCUGUGGCUGUUUUUCAUGUACAUAGAAGCAACAGUGCGGCUCAAAGACAUAAAAAACACGGCCUUCCACUUAGAUCUGUGCAGGCCGUUUGCAGCACAUUGCAUAGGUUAUCCUAUGGUUACAAUGAGCUUCUGUGUAAAAAGCUACAUUGGCUACAGGAUGCGACUUAGAAAGCAGAAAGAAGUGGCCAAGGAGAACGACUUCUACCUUCAGCUCUUACAACAGGCGUUGCCUCCAGAACCUCCUAGUAUAACGUCGAGCAGCUCUGACAAAACGCUGUGCAAGCUGGGUGAGGAAAGCCCCCCGGCCAGCAACGGGUUCCUGGGGAGCCGCAAGGCACGGUACGCGGAGGCAGACGUCAAGGGCCACUCAACUGCGCCGACGGACAAGCAUGAGUUUGAGUGCCAGCAGGCGGCCGACACAGAAGGCAGCACAGCACCGCCGCCACGCCGCACAUCCAGUGUGAACGACUUUGAUGCCAGCACCGAUGAAGUGCGUGACAAGACUGCUUUCAAAGUGAAUGGCGUUUGCAGCAAUGGUGGCAGCGGCGUGUUGUCUUCCAACGUCACGGCGCGGUCAUCCAAGUGGAACCAGCAGCAGCAGGCCAACUGCGCGAAGGAGGCAGUGUCGACUGCCUCCGGCAGCAGCACAAGCCGGCGAGCAGCCAAGAACAACUGCACGACGACAAACAACAAUCUGAGCAGUUCGUCGCUCACGGCGACGCCGCUUGCUGUUGCGGGCCACCAUCCUAGGGAUGAGCACUAUCAGAGGCUGGAGGCCGACAUCAAGCGGCUCAAGACAGACCUGCAGGCGAGUCGACAGACGGAGCAGGAGCUGCGGUCACAGCUGCACAGUCUAAGUGCAGGGGAGCGGUCCGUCAAGAACGAGCUACUCCAGCUACAGCAGGAUAACGAGAGCCUGCAGAACAAGCUGCACAACCUAGUGACAGCGCGACAGCAGGACAAGUCCAACGUCAGCCUGCUGGAGAAGCGGCUGCAGGAGGAGAGGAAGCUCCGUGGCGUCUUGGAGACGCAACUCAGCCAGGAGCGCAAGGCCAAGAAGGCUGAGGAAGCCGCAGCCGCACGGGCAGCGGUCGCCAUGGCCACAGCGAGGAGUGAGUGCACAGAGAGCUGCAAAGCGCGGCGGCGAGACCUCGAGAACGACGUGCGGCAGCUCAGGAGGGACCUCAAGGUCCGAGAGGACCAGAUGCGUGCCAUGGAGCGGGAGGCGCAAUCUCUGCGGCAGUACAAAGACUCUAUUGGGGACACGGAGAUCCUCAUGUCUGCACUGUCAGCCAUGCAAGACAAAAACGCACACCUGGAGAACUCACUCAGCGCAGAGACGAGGUUAAAGAUGGAUCUCUUCUCGGCACUUGGCGAGGCGAAGCGACAGCAGGAAAUUUGCCAAGCAAUGCUGACACACAAGGAGAAGGAGGUCGAGGACCUGAAGACCAAGAUAGCUGAGGUGAUGGCGGUGAUGCCCGCCACCAGCACCUACCCGGUGUCACCCUCGUCCGUGCCACUCGACUCAGAGCUGGUGUCGUCCCUCCUGUACAGCCCCAAGUUCAUCACGGCACCCUGUCCCGCCACCGAGGAGAAGAAAAUCCCGAAGUCCAACCUGGACCCAAAUGCCUCCGUCUACACGCCCAAGAUGGUCCCUUCUGACCACUGAGCACUUUUGGCCUCACUCAACCCACACACACACACACAUACACACUCCGACACACCACCGCUUUCUCUUCUCCCCAGCUUGAAUGGUUUGUUGUACUUUCCCCCCUAAGGUGGCCGGAAGUCGUUAAAAAAAAAAAAAAACUUUGUUGACAUACACGAAUGUAACAUUUAUCAUUAUUAAUGGCCCGAAAGGGAAGAGCAUAUGAUGAGGCACUACAAUCUGGCACUAUCACUGCUGAUGGCUGGCAAGGCUUUGUAGUAGAAAAAGAGAGAUUAAAAAGAAAAACGAGUAAAGAACAGCUGCUGGUGCCUGCUACCUCUUCUGUCUCGGGUGGUUAAUAAUCAUAACUGUCUCUUCUUCGUAGCAGUGGCCUCCUGUAGUUGCGGGAGCCAAGGUGAGCAAACACACGUGCCGGUUUCUUUUUCCUUUCAUUGCGCGUGGAGGCGGAGGAUGUUUGUCACAGACUAUCGCUGCACCCCCCCCCCUCCCUUUUUCCUUCUCCCCUCUGCCUUGCCCACCUCUUUUACGCCUGCAUUGUGUGCGAGAGUGUGCAUGUCGAGAGCCUACACAGUGAGUGUGAAUUUCAUGCCCUUCCCCCUGGGCUUUGCGGGUUUAGAAAAAAUUGGCCAUCAUUAUGCACGUCUUCUUCAUCACAAUUGUUAUUGCAUUUGCUCCUGGGGCUGAUUUCUCAAUUACGACCACACCCUGGCCAGCCACUCGCACAUUCAGAUUGUUCAGAUUCUCUCGUCCCCGCCUUCUCUGUUGUUUUGUCUGCCGCUGCAGAAGUGAACGUCACCAUGCUUGUCAUUCAUGCUCUUUCGUUGCUGCGGGGAAGCACUUGUUUAUUUCGCUCUUCUGCAAAAUGCAGCAUAAUGCUUUCUGGUGUCUUUCUUAACCUACCCCUCCCCCAGCUUUCCAAGCGCUACUAUUAUGCGUGGCUCAUGUAAUGUCCAUGUCUUUUUUGGAAUGGACACACCUUGCCUGUUCUUUUUUUUUUUUUUUUCUUGCAUCAUUUUUACCUCCUUUUCUUUUCUGCCUCUCUUCUGAGCUCUAAAGAGAAAAUGCAUUUUUCUUUUUUCUUGUUCUUUUUCGUGCGCACAUUUUAGCUUGUUCAUACAUCUGCCUGAUGGUUGUACAAAAGGGGUAACUUAUUUUUUGUGUUCUCAUCAUUCAUGAGUGCCAUUGAGAAAAAAAGAGCACUUGACAAGGAUGCCCAGCCAGCUGUAGCUGAUAAAACGUCGCUGAUAAGACAGGAAGCGUGCACUGGGGCAAGAACCUAGAGUUCCUUCGCACAUGGUGAGGAAAAAAAGAAUUGUGCCAAGAAAAAGCCUGUCGCACACUUGCAGUUGGCAUUUAUUUCGUGUUCUUGCCCUUAAUUUUUUUAUUUUUUUUUAUGCUGAGCUGUUGUGGCUUGAUUAUUGAGCCCCCCCCCCCCCUCCUUUUUUUUCAGUACUUCAGCUUGGUAUUGGACACAACACCGAAGAGAGAGAGGGUCCCAGAGAUAUUACUUUUUCAUUAUUAUUAUUUCGAGCUUGUCUUUUGGCAGUUAAAUUUUGCUCUUCUUUCACAUUCAUUGCUAUUUUAAGUUUAUGAUCAGGUCAUGAUCUCAUUGUCACCUCACAUGCGUACCAUCACAUUCAUGUACAAUAUGCGCCUGUUUCAAAUGCACCUUUUCCCUGCCCUUUGGCUCCCCACCCAAGCCCCCCCCAUGCCCCCUUUUUGUCUAGUCUUAUCCUCCACCAUUUCGAGAGGUCACAUUGUUUUAUUUUUUUCUUGUUCUUCAAAAGGAAAUGAAGAACUAAAUUUGGGCAGCUCAGCCUCAAUGGGAUAUCAGGCCAGCAUGUGACGAAAACCAAGAAUCUGGUGGUGUGCUGGAACAUCAGGCAUUUUUAUUUAAUGCAUUAGAGAAAUGCUUGCAUCAAACCAGUGGGUUCUGCGAGUUUAUUUUUUGGCUGUACAUAUAUAUACUUUCUUUCUUCCCCAUUUUCUAUAGAUAAUGUGUACUGCUGUACGGGACAGGGACAUAAAAGGUUCUCUGAACGUUCCAGCGUACAGCUUGCUGAAUACAGGGUUUAUGAAGUACUGCCAGGUCUUAGGACUCUUUCCAAAGAAAUGUGGCAUGUAUAAGUAAAAAACGCGGUCACGGUAGCCUGGUCCGUCAUAUAAAGGCUAUAGCAGUGGUCUCGUUUCAAGGGGCAACCUUGUCUAGAAAUGUAAGGCUCCAGGAAGUAAAACGUCCAUUGAGUGCUGAGCUUUUAUCGUUUUGUUUUUUUUUUUCUUCUCCGCACGAGUUGCAGUGUGCACUGCAGCUGGCGUUGUCAACACUGUGUGUUUCGAACUCCACCCCCCACCCCACCCCUUCCUGCCCAUGUCCCUUGCGUCUACUUACGGAGAGCAAGCAGUGGGUAUCCAGCCAACGAUGACAUCUGUCUGUGGUUUAUGUGAUGCGCCCUAGAGUAAACGAAAGAGAAAACUUUCAAGGAGGAAUAAAAUGUGGCUUCCUCGGC